AUGGCACCAAAAGUAUCGAGCAAGGGAAGCAAGAAGACGGCCUCUAAGGCCAAGGCCCAGCGAUCUGGGGACAAGAAGCGAAGGAGGAGGAGGAAAGAGAGCUACAGCAUCUACAUCUACAAAGUGCUAAAGCAAGUUCACCCCGACACCGGUAUCUCGAGCAAGGCGAUGUCGAUCAUGAACAGUUUCGUGAAUGAUAUCUUUGAGAGAAUUGCAGCCGAGGCAUCCCGCCUGACUCACUACAACAAGAAGUCGACCAUCACGAGUCGGGAAAUCCAGACAGCUGUCCGUCUUCUGUUGCCAGGAGAGCUCGCUAAGCACGCUGUCAGCGAGGGUACCAAGGCCGUCACCAAGUACACCAGCCUCCAAGUAAGCUUGCCAAAACCCAGUGUUUUGCAAACCAACCCAACCGUCCUUCUCAGGACGCCAAAAUAUUUAAAAAGAGAUCAAUCGUUUACACUUUGA
Messenger RNA from Lineus longissimus, 465 nucleotides. Its product is annotated as histone H2B-like. Gene Ontology annotation, molecular function: protein heterodimerization activity; DNA binding; structural constituent of chromatin. NCBI's taxonomy places the organism in Eukaryota, Metazoa, Nemertea, Pilidiophora, Heteronemertea, Lineidae. Bases 1 to 465 code for a protein of 154 amino acids. Gene Ontology annotation, cellular component: nucleosome. The record is from RefSeq and is a predicted model, not a curated record. The transcript has a single exon.